Messenger RNA from Haliotis rubra (blacklip abalone), 2768 nucleotides. Its product is annotated as ubiquitin carboxyl-terminal hydrolase MINDY-3-like. Gene Ontology annotation, biological process: protein K48-linked deubiquitination. Gene Ontology annotation, molecular function: calcium ion binding; cysteine-type deubiquitinase activity; K48-linked deubiquitinase activity. The record is from RefSeq and is a predicted model, not a curated record. Lineage: Eukaryota; Metazoa; Mollusca; Gastropoda; Lepetellida; Haliotidae. The transcript is spliced from 12 exons. Bases 111 to 1439 code for a protein of 442 amino acids.
CGGGAAACUGCCGUCUUUAAACAACAUGGCGCCAAUGUGUAAGAGUUGUUGAGGUUGUCAUUUGUGUUUUAUGCACAUGCUGACAUAAUUGUCGCCACAGCGGGACAGACAUGGCUUCGACAGAGUACACAAAUGUCGACUGCCAAUCAGUUAGCGAUUUGCAAGCAUUGUUGUGGGGAGUUGGACUAAAGGACGAGGUUUUCUCCAGGUGGACACAGGGUUUGGUAUUCAGUGAUGAUGAAGCCACUGCCCUGAUACAGUAUGAAGGGGGACCCUGUGCUGUCAUUGCGCCAGUGCAAGCUUACCUCCUCAAGAGAAUUCUGUUCUCACCCACUGCCAAACCCAGCAUUACAGAUGUAACAGGUGAGGAGGCUUCAGAGUUUCUUUUUGAGGCUUUGUUGGAGAUGGUGUCUCAGGUGGCUCAAGAAAACUACACCCUCGUGUGUAUGGACGACUGUGACCUGGAGGCCCACACAUCAGCAGCUGACUCCCAGGAAACAGGCCAGCGUAGUCCCAAGAGGAGAAAGCUGGAUCAGGAGACAUUCCAUGCCAAGCUCAAAUGUAUAAAAUGUACUGAGGAAAAUCAUUUGAGGAUAUCCCUGAAGAAACUCUUCCAUCAGUACCAGGGAGACUACGGUGUACUGUUGUAUCUGUAUUCCAUAUUAUUAACCAAGGGAAUACAACAGGUAAAGAAUGAGGUGGAGGAUCCCUCAGAAGCUCUCAUAGAUGGCACAUACGGCCAUGGAAGCCAGAGUUUGAUCAAUCUCCUCCUAACGGGCAAAGCCAUCUCCAACGUGUGGGACAAUGAUAAGGAUGUGUCUGGUUUACGACUGCAAGGCAUCAAGAAACAAUCCCCUGUGGGCUUCCUUACGUUGUUGGAGCACCUGCGCUACUGUGAGGUAGGCUGGUUCCUGAAGAACCCCAAAUACCCAAUUUGGAUUUUAGGAAGUGAGACACACCUGACAGUCCUGUUCACAAAGGAGCAGAGCCUAGUGACACAAGAGAGUCCUGAGUUAAAUGCUAAACAUAUAUUUUCAAGAUACGACCCAGAGGGCAAUGGUUUUAUCUCAACAUCUAUGCUGGAUGAGGUCCUCAGUGCUCUAGAUCUUGUCUCUGAGAAGGAAUAUGUUGAUAUAAUGAAGACAAAAUUAGAUGCCGAAAACCUUGGCAUCAUAACCCAACACAGUUUCAUGCAGGAAUUCUUUCCGGGACAGGUUAUACAAGAUGUUCCUAGGAAUUUCACCCUGUUUCACUACAAUGGCCUUGCAAGGUCAUGCUCCCAUGGAAAGGUUGUUUAUCAAGAGGCAUCAGUGAGACUAGAAGAUGAGUUAGAAGUACAGAUAGUAACUGAUACCUCUCCAGUCAAGUGCUGUUUGCAGACAAAAUGGCCAACAAUAGAACUGACAUGGAAGUCUGGUUACACUCCCUCCCUGAACUGAUCAGAAACCUCUUGUUGAGGUGGAUGUUAAGUUGCUGCUCAACGUCGGGUGUUUCAUGGAGAUCUGAAGCCAUGUUGUGUAAUUGAUGAUCUGUCAUUGCUGGCAGCAUGUGACCAACAGAGAAGGAGGGUAAUGGUUAACUUGCCGGCUUCCUCAGAACAACACUCACAAGAAGACAAGGAGACAGAUCCUGUACCAGAAUUCCUGUACACAUAGCUGUUUCACUAAAGUCUUCCAAGCACACUACAAUAAUCCUCACCCCUAAAGGCUGAAUGUCAGGGCUGAGAACAGAAUACUGUUUUGGGGUGGUAUUACAUCACAGCCUGUUUGUGAAACAAUGUUAUAACUACUGAAUUGUCUUUUAAAUUUGGACAAGUUUACUACAGCAGUUCAUUUCAGCAUUUUGUUGUAGUUAAAUAGCACUUGUCAAACUAAAAUGUGAUGUUAGUAUCCAGCCUGCAAUACCUAGUGUAGUGAGAAGAAAGAUUUCCAUCUUGUUUGUCAGAUACAGAAUAUGCCUUAUUGCGUGACACACAUGGUCUAGAGCAAAAUAUUCAGUGUAUCAUAAUACAUAAGUUAUUCUGUUGUUAUUCUUAUGCAUGUAUUUUUGUUGAAACAUUUUAUUAAUUAUGAAUCAAACCUAGCACAGUGUCAUAUGAUCUGAGAAAGUAAGAGAUUUUGUCUUCACUUGUGAUUGAAAUACACUCUGUACAUCUAGGCCAGUUUCUCACUGUUAUGAUCAAUAAAGGGCAAAAUUUAUUUUUCUUGUAAUCAAUUAUGAAUAGCUUAUUUAUAUGGGAAUGAAUUUAAAAAAUGUGUGGCAUGUUUUCAAGGUAAUGAAAUCAAGGAACAGAUUGUUUGUACUGCAAUCUUAAACCAAUCUCAUUGGUUACUGAUAUGUUGUUGCUGACUACUUUCUGUGAGAGGUCAUAGUAUUCUGUUUGACAUUGCACCUCAUUUAUAUGAUUUGAAUACUGAGGUUGUUAGGCAAUCCAUCAUUUGUCUGUAUGUUGGGUGUCGUAUUUUCAGCUGGAGACACUGUUAACAUUCAUGGUUAAAUUCCACUACUCUGUUCUUGAAGGAUAGAAAUGGUAGGCCCUUGAAGAUCAAAGGUACUUGACGUAGAAGAGUAUUUCUUUAUAAUAAUGUUUCGAUAUACACUAACAAACGAAGAGCUUCAAGGACAGACCUCGUCUGCAGCAAGAAUAACUUCAUGAUACUCAUUAUUUUCUAAUUCUGUUUUGAUUGUUUACUCUUAAAGUAAGUGCAUCUAUGUCUUCAAACUUUGUACAAAUAUUUUACAGCAGUAAAUAUUCUUUUACAUCUAAA